Siniperca chuatsi (mandarin fish) is the source of this 1204-nucleotide messenger RNA. RefSeq names its product deoxycytidine kinase (gene dck). The transcript is spliced from 7 exons. The record is from RefSeq and is a predicted model, not a curated record. Gene Ontology annotation, cellular component: mitochondrion; cytoplasm. NCBI's taxonomy places the organism in Eukaryota, Metazoa, Chordata, Actinopteri, Centrarchiformes, Sinipercidae. Gene Ontology annotation, biological process: nucleobase-containing compound metabolic process. Bases 174 to 965 code for a protein of 263 amino acids. Gene Ontology annotation, molecular function: ATP binding; deoxycytidine kinase activity.
GGGGACACGUGUCGAGCAGCUGCUGCUUCCUGGGCGGAGACACAUCUGUGCAAACCGCCGCUUCCUGAUUUCGUUGCCGUCGCCGCCAAACUUUAAACAACAAGGAGCCCCUCCACUGCAGCAGCUGCAGCACCCGCUUUAACUAAUAAGGAAGACUUAUUUAUUUGCUAAAAAUGUCUUUUACUCCAAAGAGGCCCUGCCCCGAUUUAAUGAACGACUCAAUGGAGAAAAGGAUAAAGCGGAUAUCAAUCGAGGGAAAUAUUGCGGCGGGCAAAUCUACCUUUGUGCGCCUUUUGGAGCAGGAGAGCGGGGACUGGGAGGUGGUACCAGAGCCAAUCGCCAGAUGGUGCAAUGUCCAAACAAAAGGCAGUGACUUUGAGGAGCUGACCACAUCUCAGAGGAGUGGAGGGAACAUAUUGCAGCUAAUGUAUGAGAAACCGGAGAGAUGGGCCUACACUUUCCAGAGCUACGCCUGUAUCAGCCGGGUGCGUGCUCAGAUCAGGUCAGCCAAUGGGAAGCUCCGAGAGGCUCAGAAUCCUGUGCAGUUCUUCGAGCGGUCCAUCUACAGUGACAGGUACAUCUUUGCAGCCAACCUCUAUGAGAGUGAGUGCCUGAAUGACACAGAAUGGUCUGUCUACCAGGACUGGCAUGGCUGGCUGCACAGCCAGUUCGGCAAGCACAUUGAGCUGGAUGGUAUCAUCUACCUAAGAGCUUCACCAGAGAGAUGUUUAGAGCGGUUGCACCUAAGAGGCAGAGAAGAAGAGCAAGACAUCCCGUUGGAGUAUCUGGAGAAGCUCCACUUUAAGCAUGAGAGCUGGCUGCAGCACAAGACCAUGACCAUGGAGUUUGAGUAUCUCACUGAUGUGCCAGUCUUGUCCAUAGAUGUGAAUGAAGACUUUAAGGGGGAUAAAAUCAAAAGCGCUGACAUGAUUGAGAAGGUGAAGGAGUUCCUGAGCACGUUGUGAAGAUCACUUGUUGAUGGAAAAUAUAAUCUGUGCUCAAAGGAAGAAAAAGGGAGUGUUACUUUUAAAACAAUGAAAUGCCUCAACAAGGACAAUUCUUUUUCUAUAUAAUCAUUCAAAAUGAUCAGGCCUGUAGCAUUUUUAAAACUUUUAUGGCAGUUUUCUUACAAAUGUGUGUAUUUAUAAAUGUUUUGUGUGCAAAUGAGAUGCAUGACAAUAAACUUGAAAUAUUUUUAAAUAAU